Molecule: messenger RNA, 4834 nt
Organism: Sphaeramia orbicularis (orbiculate cardinalfish)
Lineage: Eukaryota; Metazoa; Chordata; Actinopteri; Kurtiformes; Apogonidae
Gene: plxdc2b
Product: plexin domain containing 2b
Exons: 14
Coding region: 522-2102 (526 amino acids)
Source: RefSeq, a predicted model, not a curated record
AUCAAACAGAAGAAGAGGACCCAUUGGCUCUGAGGAGUUGAUGACGAAGGGAGCGCACUGUCUUCUCCAGUGCGUCCACUCCUCACACACUCACACACCGCACCUCCGUCCGGUGGGAUGACUCCAGUGUGUGUCGGACUGGGAUAACCUCACUGUGUUGAACUUUUUUUUUUUCCCCCUUUCCUCUGAUGUUGUGUUGUUUUUAUUUUUAGGGGUGUGUGUGCGCUGCGACCUGUUCGGACGAGCGCGUUUUUCUCUCCAGGAGCGCGCAGCAGUGUGCCAUAAUACCAUAGUCGCCGUAUACGCACACGUUUGGAACAAAAACAGCUCAGUGCAGAGGGGUGCAGCGCAGGCAGGUUUCCGUUUAAAAAGCAGCAGGAGAAGCAGGAGAGUUGCGGAGUCGCUGGGGGAAAACCGGUUUGUAGGUGCGCGUGAAGAAACGGACACUUCUUCUAAAAAAAAACAAAAAAAAAAAACACGCGCUUUGGUUUUGACAACAGAUCACCGGAGGAAACUUGGAUAUGGCUGGUGGGAAGAUGUUCGACCUUCUCGUUGGAGUUGUUUUAGUUUUGCAGUGUCUGGGAAAUGCCCAAGCCAGUGACGGGGUGUCUUACUCAUAUGUGCAUGGACAGCUAGGAGAUGAAGACGCAGACGUGGACGUGAAGCUCUACAGUCACAGGUGGAGGAGGUGGCUCCCUCCAAAGUCUCGAGAUAUGGACAGUAACAGGGCCAGUCAAGAGCAGGACCAGAAGACAGAGCCGGAAGAGCCUGACGGAUUCCCGGGUCUGCUGUCUGCAGAGGAAACAGACAACAGCUCCCAGAUAGAGGAGGACACAUAUCACAACUACUACACAUCCAAAACAUACAACCCGUCAGAUCCGAUGAGCAAGGAUUUGUGGGUAAAUAUUGACCAGAUGGACAAGGAAAAAGUGAAGAUCCACGGGAUUCUGUCGAACACACACAGGCAGGCUGCGAGAGUUAAUCUGUCCUUCGAUUUCCCUUUUUAUGGACAUUUCCUGCGUGAAAUCACUGUGGCAACUGGUGGCUUCAUCUACACAGGUGACGUAGUCCAUCGGAUGUUAACUGCUACCCAGUACAUCGCUCCUCUAAUGGCCAACUUUGACCCAAGUGUUUCCAGGAACUCCACAGUCAUCUACUUUGACAAUGGUACUGCUCUGGUGGUGCAGUGGGACCACGUCCACCUACAGGACAACUACAACCUGGGCAGCUUCACCUUUCAGGCCACGCUCCACAACACUGGCAGGAUUGUGUUUGCAUACAAAGAGAUCCCCGUUGAGGUGUCACAGAUCAGCUCUGUCAAUCACCCUGUUAAGGUGGGCCUGUCUGAUGCCUUUGUGGUGGUCCACAAGAUCCAGCAGAUACCCAAUGUGAGACGGAGGACAAUCUACGAGUACCACCGUGUGGAGCUGACAAAGACGAGGAUCACUAAUUCUACAGCAGUCGAAAUGAUGCCUCUACCAACCUGUCUCCAGUUUACCAGCUGCAGCUCAUGCAUCUCCUCACAGAUCAACUUCAACUGCAGUUGGUGCCAUCGCCUCAACAGAUGUUCCAGUGGUUUUGACCGUCAUCGACAGGACUGGGUGGACAACAGCUGUCCAGAUGAGACCAAGGACAAGUUGUGUGACAUCAUUGACACAACAUACCUGUACCCGUUCACCACAACAGUCGUUGCCAAAACAACGUCAAGAAGCAAAGACGCCACUGCAGACAGGGAAACACCUACUUCCCACCCACCCACCAGUGUCCCCACUGAAGAUGAUACCAAGAUCGCACUGCAUCUCAGAGACAACCAGGCGAUGCCAGCAGACAACUCUGUGGACCGGACACCGGGGACACACCCCCAGCACACCGGCCUCAUCCUGGGCAUUCUCCUGGUCAUGCUCAUCAUGGUCGCUGGCGUGUUGGUCACUGUCUACAUCUACCAUCACCCCACCUCCGCAGCCAGCAUCUUCCUCAUCGAGAGACGCCCCAGCAGGUGGCCGGCCAUGAAGUUCCACCGGGGGGCGGGGCAUCCGGCCUACGCUGAGGUGGAGCCGGUGGGCCAGGAGAAGGAGGGAUUCAUCGAGUCCGAGCAGUGCUGAGGGAGGAGGGGGCGGACGCAGCACCGCAGCCCCCCCACCCCACCCCUCCUGUACCAGCCCUCCUCCCUCUUAGUGGGACUCGUUUGACACCGGGACCCCGCCGGACCCGCCUGCAGAGGAGCUCAGCGUACACAAUGACUAGUUCAGACUGCAGAAUGGGCCCAUUAGCACUAGAUGAACCUGGAUACAGCAGCCGACGAUACGGGGGAGCGAGAAAACCCUGAGAACUGACCCCCGACACUGUUCAGCUCCUGGUGGGGAGGGGCUGACCCACUGGGGGACCGAGGCUUUGACGUCAUCCGCUCAGUCCACAUUGGCUCAGAGUUUGUAGGGCUGCUCUGGAGGGACUGUACAGCCUGACUGCCUGGACUGCUACUGGUGGGAGCAGGGGGAAUUAUACAUGAUAUAUUUUCAGAAACAAUACAGAGUAUGUGAACAGAGAUUUCCACUUUAUUGUCGGUGGGGUUAUACAGUAUAGGCCUUCGUAUAUCCAUCAGGUUUUGACUUGUUUUCCUUUUUCUUUCAGUGCGUUGUUUUGCCAGGGUUUAGGCACGUGUAUCUGUACAGAGCGUGGGUAUUGCUUUUCGAUACCGUCGCUGGUUUUAAUUGACUUUUCCAAAGCCUGUUGUGCACAGUGAGACUGUGGCUGUGCUAAACUCCCGUCGCUACGAUUGAUCGCGGCUCGGAGUGCAGCUCUGAACAUUCAGCGUCGGUGUGGAAUUAGUUUGUGGCGGUUGACUGGAGUUUCAUUUUCUGAAAAUGAAGUGUAGGAUGUUUUUUUUUUCUUUUUUUUGUGUGUUCACUGAAUAUCGGUGACCUUUUUUUGUGUAAUGGGUGAUGGGCACACUCUUCUAUCUUCUUUGUUUGAUUGAUUCUUUGACUCAUUACAUUUUUUUUUUUUCAUUACUGCCGUGCCAUUUUGUCCCUGACUAGAGUUUGCACAAUUUUUUCCAUGCACAUUUUCUUCUUUUUUUUUUUUUUUUUUUCAUUUGACAUGUGGUACUAAUGCAAAAUUACAAGACAGGCGCUUGUGAGUGUAUGCUGAAUAUAUUUUCUAAAGUGUAGGUGAUUCUUUUGUGUGUGUGUGUGUGUGUGUGUGUGUGUGUGUGUGUGUACCUGCUUUAUGGGUGCAUUUGUUUGAGCUGGCUCUGCACAGGUGAUUCUUUUCGACACACUGGUCUGGUUUGGUUGAAUUUACAGUGUGAUUUUCCUUUUCCAGUACGUUGCCACAAUAAACAUCGACUUAGUCUGUGUCCAUGUUAACGGUUCCAUCCAUGUCAACACAUUAAUGUACUGUAUAUACCGAGGCCAAAACAUUUGCAGAUUCAGGUAACUCAUGGCAAACAUCUUUAGUAUAGCACUAUAGAACUGAUUAAAAGAAAAUCUUUUUUUAUUUUUUAUGAGUGGCCUUUCUUUUGCUACUUUUUUACUCAAAUGUGAAUACUGUUCCAAUCAUUGCUGUCACAGAUUAGCACACAAAUCCAACUCAUUUCCGCUGAUCGAUACACUUCGAAAAACCAUAAAAGUUACGUUUUACACCAAUGAUUAUCGACUCAUUUUUAAAAGACGCUCAAUAUCCUGGAAAUUCUACUGAAAAAAUAGAACGUGCAAUACUACACCCAUUCAGUUUGACACUGAAAAUGCAUGAAAAUAAUCCUCGUCAUCUGUUCUUUUUUUAAAAAUUCUUUCACAAUUACAUCAAGACCAAAGACUAAUCAGCAUCAGAGUGAGCUUAUUUUCAGAUAUUUACCUCAGCGUCACUACUCGGUAUCCACAUCGUACCAGUUAGAGGUUUACUGGUUGUAGUGGCAUUUUGCAGCCAUUUGCGGUGCAUUAAAACCACUGCACGAUUUUAUUUGACAUCUUUCAUCUUGAUGCAAUGAAAUCAUUUCCAUCCUCCAAAUAGUUGCGUUAACAGAUCAGCUAUAAUCUUCACACCCAAAGAUGCACAUACGAGUUAGGUACAAAUAUCCGAUUCUAGGACUCACUGGCUGUUUUAAUGCUUCUCAGCCUGUUUUUUAUAAGUAGUUCUGAUGUGGUCUCAUUGGUGUCAAAGCAGGGUUUGUGCCAAAAUGUACAAACCUCUAAGUUUUUAAACCUUCCUUUACGACAGUUCAUAAAGUCCUAAAACUGCAGAAGGUUUUAGCUUAGCGGGCUAAUGGCUUUUCCAUACCUUCAGACAGAUAUGUUUUAAUAUUAGGACUGAACCCUGUGGAGAAAUGCUCUUUGCAAGUACUCGGAACAUCUGUUAUUUGUACACUACCACCUGAAACUGCAAGUGUUUUAAUAACCACUGUCACAAAUGCAGUCAGAGGAAGUGGCUGACAGUCGGAUUUGUUUGUGUUAGGUACGUCUAGAAACACCAGGAGGUUUCUAGCUGCAAAGUCUUCACUCGCUUCACUGGACUCAACUAACUGCUUCCACUCCCACUCUCUAUAGCGUGUUCUCCCAGAUGAUGAAAAACGGCGCAGUGGUGUUGUUACGAUGUGUAACCGCUGUGAGCUGUCGGUUUUUUUCUGACAUACGACGUGGCCCGUGCACCGUGAAGUCACACAGACGAGAGUUAAAGAAACGUAAUGAUUUGAGCUGUGACCUUGUUUGGCUCUGGUUUGAUCCUGACACUCUACAGCACACAACGGGAGUCCAAAUCAUACAGUAUCAUAGCGGUCUGUCAUUUCUGUAACUGUUUGAUUACUUUGAUUUGAAAUAAUAAACAAUGUUGUUUAAAGAGA